Molecule: messenger RNA, 1535 nt
Organism: Hippopotamus amphibius kiboko
Lineage: Eukaryota; Metazoa; Chordata; Mammalia; Artiodactyla; Hippopotamidae
Gene: DCAF7
Product: DDB1 and CUL4 associated factor 7
Exons: 7
Coding region: 227-1255 (342 amino acids)
Cellular component (GO): nucleus
Molecular function (GO): protein binding
Source: RefSeq, a predicted model, not a curated record
AAGGUGGUUGUUGUCUGAGCAGAAGCAGGUUGGGAGCUGGGGGUCGGGCCUGGCCGUCGUUGUCUGUCGCUGUGGCCCCGCUUCCGGGCUAGGCCGUCCCUGCCCGCCCCCGCCCCGCCUCCCUUCGGACCCCUGGGUCCCAGGCCAGGCUCCCCGCCCGAUUCGCGCCCCGCCCGCCGCAGCCCGCUGCUGUCCCGGUCCGCACUGCGGCCCCGCCGCCGCCACCAUGUCCCUGCACGGCAAACGGAAGGAGAUCUACAAGUAUGAAGCGCCCUGGACCGUCUACGCCAUGAACUGGAGCGUGCGGCCCGACAAGCGCUUCCGCCUGGCGCUGGGCAGCUUCGUGGAGGAGUACAACAACAAGGUCCAGCUUGUUGGUUUAGAUGAAGAGAGUUCGGAGUUUAUUUGCCGGAACACCUUCGACCAUCCGUACCCCACCACAAAGCUCAUGUGGAUCCCUGACACGAAAGGCGUCUAUCCAGACCUGCUGGCAACCAGUGGCGACUAUCUCCGCGUGUGGAGGGUGGGUGAAACAGAGACCAGGCUGGAAUGUUUGCUGAACAAUAACAAGAACUCGGAUUUCUGUGCUCCUCUGACCUCCUUCGACUGGAAUGAGGUGGAUCCUUAUCUUUUAGGUACCUCCAGCAUUGACACGACCUGCACCAUCUGGGGGCUGGAGACCGGGCAGGUGUUGGGGCGAGUGAAUCUUGUGUCCGGCCAUGUGAAGACCCAGCUGAUCGCCCAUGACAAAGAGGUCUAUGAUAUUGCGUUCAGCCGGGCCGGCGGUGGCAGGGACAUGUUUGCCUCUGUGGGUGCCGAUGGCUCGGUGCGGAUGUUUGACCUCCGUCAUCUAGAGCACAGCACCAUCAUUUACGAAGACCCACAGCACCACCCACUGCUUCGCCUCUGCUGGAACAAGCAGGACCCCAACUACCUGGCCACUAUGGCCAUGGACGGAAUGGAGGUAGUGAUUCUGGACGUUCGAGUUCCCUGCACGCCUGUCGCCAGGUUAAACAACCACCGAGCGUGUGUCAAUGGCAUUGCUUGGGCCCCACAUUCAUCCUGCCACAUCUGUACUGCAGCGGAUGACCAUCAGGCGCUCAUCUGGGACAUCCAGCAGAUGCCCCGGGCCAUUGAGGACCCCAUCCUGGCCUACACCGCCGAGGGGGAGAUCAACAACGUGCAGUGGGCGUCGACUCAGCCCGACUGGAUUGCCAUCUGCUACAACAACUGCCUGGAGAUACUCCGAGUGUAGUGUCGGUGGCGCCGUGCCUGUGUGGCAGGGGCUUGUGUGUUUCCCGCCUCCGUCCCACCCCCAAAGUAAGAAGAAACGUGUUUCCGGUGGCCAGUACGUCUUUCAUGGCUUUGCACCUACUGUUACCAGAAGCUGCUCUCGGAGUCCCCGGCCAGCCACCCCACCGCUCUCUGUGCCGGACUCCGUGCUGUGUGGCGCGGCCUCAGCCCAGAGCUAAGUUUUGAGAUCGUUCUCUCCUUCCCUCAUCUCUUUUGGCUCCUCAAUUAAAACUCUCUGUGUA